GAGCCCGGCCGCCGCUUCCCUCUGCAGCCGCGCCAUGCAGUGAGCGCCGCCGACCCGACCCGACCCGACCCGACCCGACCCGACCCGACCCGACCCGGCCCGGCCCGGCCCGGCCCCCGACACCGCCGCCCGCAUCCCGGCGCAGCCGCUCCGGGUCCCCGCGCGGUGCCGUCCGCGCUCUCGCCCCGGCCACCCGCGGGCUCCGGGCCUCCCGCAUUUCCCGGCCCGCCGCCGGCUGCCCCAGAUGGCCAGGCCCGGCGCCCUCCUGCUCCUCUCGCUCCUGCUCGUCGUCGCGCUGUCGGCCUCCUCGACGCUCGGGUUCCCGGCAAAGGAGAAGAGAGGCUGGACCCUGAACAGCGCCGGCUACCUCCUGGGCCCGUAUGCCAUCGACAACCACAGAUCGUUUAGCGACAAGCAUGGCCUUGCCGGCAAGCGGGAGCUCCAGCCAGAUGGCGAUGUUCAGACAGGGAGCUCCGACAGGCUGUUGCCUGAGAGCAGCAUCGUGCGCACUGUAAUUGAGUUUCUGACUUUCUUACAUCUCAAAGAGGCCGGGCUCCUAGGCAACCUGCCGGGCAUCCCCUUGGCAGGGUCCCCCGAAGAUAUGGAGCAGUCCUGAGCUGACACCUUUCCCAGUGUGGUCGUCUGUGCUGUGUUUAAAGUCACCUUAAGAUGAGGAUAAACUUAUGCCAACUUCCGUGAUUCAUUUCUGUUCUCUGCUUUGACUCUGUGUCGUCACCAUCGAAGCCUCUUCUUUUGUAAUUAUUUUGAGUGACAAAAUAAAAAAUAGCAACCA
This is a messenger RNA of Cavia porcellus (domestic guinea pig), 793 nucleotides long. RefSeq names its product galanin and GMAP prepropeptide (gene Gal). The transcript is spliced from 5 exons. Gene Ontology annotation, cellular component: extracellular region; secretory granule. The coding region runs from base 245 to 616 and encodes 123 amino acids. Gene Ontology annotation, molecular function: galanin receptor binding; neuropeptide hormone activity. The record is from RefSeq and is a predicted model, not a curated record. Gene Ontology annotation, biological process: neuropeptide signaling pathway. NCBI's taxonomy places the organism in Eukaryota, Metazoa, Chordata, Mammalia, Rodentia, Caviidae.